GUACACAGAAACGGGACACCGCACGAUCCGGACUGACCCGAGACACACGGGGACAGAGGGACACGGGGACAGAGGGACACGGGGACAGAGGACACAGAGACACAGAGACACAGGGACACGGGGACAUGAAGGAGGCCGAGGGGCUGCGCUUACGCCGCCAACAGCCGCGGGUCAUCACCGAGGAACCGCGGGACAGACUCCACAACGGAGACAGGACGUACAGUGGGCGGGUCUUCCAGGUCACCUUCCUGUCUGUGGGCGGAGUCCUGCUCAUCCCGAUCCUGAUCCUGGUCCUGGUCCUGGAAUCUCCAAUCCACCCAGAACCCUUCAGUCUGAGAGAGCCCCCCCUGCUGGAGGGAUGCUGGGCCCCAAACCUGAAGCUCCGAUCGGCUCAAAGACUCUACGAGAACCAAGUCCAGGGUCCAGAGUCCAUCACCAACAUCGGAGAUGUCCUGUUCAGUGGAACGGCCGAUGGAAGAAUUGUGAAAAUGGUCGGACGCCGAGUCCACACAGUGGCACGACUCGGCAAACAGCCCUGUGGGUCUCCGGAGGAUGAGCCGACCUGUGGACGACCUUUGGGGAUUCGUGUGGGACCAAACGGGACGCUGUUUGUGGCCGACGCCUAUUUAGGAAUCUUCAGAGUCCACCUGAGCACAGGGGAGGCGGAGCGUCUGGUGGUGGGCGGGCAGAUGGUCGGGGGGCGGAGCCUGGGUUUUAUAAACGACCUGGACGUGACUCGAGACGGACGCCGCGUUUACUUCACCUCCAGCUCCUCCAGGUGGCAGCGCCGAAACUUCCUGCACCUGGUCAUGGAGGCCACUGACGACGGACGGGUCCUGGAGUUGGACGUGGACUCUGGGGAGGUCUCAGUUCUGAUGGAUCGUCUCCGGUUUCCAAACGGACUCCAGCUCCUUCCUGAUGAAGAGUCUGUGCUGGUGUCUGAGACCACCAUGGCCCGGAUCCGCAGGAUCCACGUUGCCGGUCUGAAUAAAGGAGGGAUGGAGACGUUUGUGGAGAACCUUCCGGGUUUUCCUGAUAACGUGCGGCGUAGUUCCAGCGGGGGCCUGUGGGUGGCGAUGUCCUCGGUCAGACCCAGUCCUGGAUUCUCCAUGUUGGACUUUCUGUCGCAAAGACCCUGGAUCAAGAAGCUCAUCUUCAAGGUCUUGUCUCAGGAGAUGAUGUUGAAGCUCGUUCCUCGGUACAGUCUGGUGGCAGAGAUCCAAGAUGGCGGCGUGUGCGUGCGCAGUUUCCACGACCCCGGCGGCGAGGUGGCGGCGUACGUGAGCGAGGCUCAUGAGCACGACGGCAGCCUCUACAUCGGCUCCUUCCGCUCGCCAUAUGUCGCCAAGCUCGACCUCUCACAGGUCUAGUCCCGGUCUAGACCCGGGACCCGGUCUAGUCCUGAGACCUGGAUGAACUGUGGACCGUUUGGAUCAAAGACUCAAAUGUUUUUUUCAUUUUCGAGGCCAAAUUGAUUUUAUUUUUCUUUUUUUGUCUUUUUGUUUCUUGUUUUUCAGAUUUAUUUAAUUUUUCGUUUAAAUGAAAUUAUAUUUUUAUCUUGAGUUUUUUCUGUCGUUUCACAACUAACCCAGAUGCCCUCCCGCCUCAAAACUGCAACUGCUCCUCAGGCUCCUGGGAACCAGGACUAAACCAGGACUAAACCAGGACUAAACCAGGACUAAACCAGGACUAAACCAGGACUAAACCAGAACUAAACCAGGAUGGAACCAGGACGGAACCAGGACUAAACCAGGACUAAACCAGAACUAAACCAGAACUAAACCAGAACUGAACCAGAACUGAACCGGGCCUGUGGGGCGUCUCCUGGAGCAGAUCUUCAGGUUGAUGGUUUGAUUUCUGUUUGAAUAAACGGAGCUGCUCCUG
Boleophthalmus pectinirostris (great blue-spotted mudskipper) is the source of this 1884-nucleotide messenger RNA. RefSeq names its product adipocyte plasma membrane associated protein (gene apmap). Gene Ontology annotation, molecular function: strictosidine synthase activity. The record is from RefSeq and is a predicted model, not a curated record. Lineage: Eukaryota; Metazoa; Chordata; Actinopteri; Gobiiformes; Gobiidae. Gene Ontology annotation, biological process: biosynthetic process. The transcript has 9 exons. Bases 126 to 1370 code for a protein of 414 amino acids.